Ylistrum balloti is the source of this 548-nucleotide messenger RNA. Its product is annotated as large ribosomal subunit protein uL13m-like. Gene Ontology annotation, cellular component: mitochondrial large ribosomal subunit; ribosome. The transcript is spliced from 6 exons. NCBI's taxonomy places the organism in Eukaryota, Metazoa, Mollusca, Bivalvia, Pectinida, Pectinidae. Gene Ontology annotation, biological process: translation; negative regulation of translation. Gene Ontology annotation, molecular function: mRNA binding; structural constituent of ribosome. The record is from RefSeq and is a predicted model, not a curated record. The annotation marks the transcript as partial.
CGAGCAUGGUUUGAAGGUUGUAUAUAUGCCAAAAUUACUAUGGCAAACAACAGAGUCAUUCAAUGGAACACUUUUUCUAGGAUUUGGUGGUUGUAUGAUGCUAAUCACCAGUGUGUGUUCAAGUCGGCAAGAAAAAUUGCAAAAUACCUCCAAGGUCAUCAUAAGCCUAUCUACCAUCCUCAUAGUGAUGUUGGUGACCAUGUUGUUGUGAUCAACACCAAACAUAUUGCAAUGAGACAUGAAGCAUGGAGAACAUACAGAUUCCACCAUCACACAGGCUAUCCCAAGGGACAUUCUAUGACAGCUGCCUGGAGACUUCAUGACCUGGACCCGACACGGAUUUUACAAUUGACAGUGAAAAGCAGUUUACCGUCAAAUCUCCUUCGACCAAACCUUCUAAGGAGGCUCCACCUUUUUCCAGAGGAGGAUGUACCAGAGGACAUUUUAGCCAAUGUGUGUGACCAGAUCAAACAAGUACAAGUGGUACCAAAGAGUCUUGACCAAUACACUGAAGAGGAAAUCAAGAACUUCCCCAAACUUUUUGACUG